UCAACUCCACCUAAAUUGUUGAUCAAAGACUUUUUAACCUUUCUUUGUAUCUUUGAAUAUUCCUAGUGUAUGAUUCAUUUCAAUCUAAGAUGUGCCGUUAUCUCUUUAAUCGCAAAUUUUAUUCCUGUUUGUAUCGUGCCUAUGUAGAAUCGGCCAGAGAAGAUUGCACAGUAAUAAAGUAUAAACCUGCGUUGUGUUGGACAAUUUAUUACAUAGUAUUUUUUUUAAUUAUACCAUCACUCGAUGUAUAUUACUUCUACGAGUAUGGCCUUGGUAAACUUUGGCCAGUUUGUGCACUCACACUGGUUACUGCGGCAGGAAUUUUUGUUUCGACUCUUAACGAAUUACUUAAAAGAGCAAUAAAAAUGUUAAACGCAAUGGAUACUAUUGAAACUCCUGCAUCAAGUGACGCAUCUGACAUUGAAUCUGCUAUUGCUGCCUAUCAAUCUGAGCAGUUUAUGAAUUGGUUCUAUAAGGGUCCUCAUUUAGAACCUUGGCCACAUUCAAGAAUAACACAGUCGGAAGACAGACAAGCAUUGAGAAACCUCCGUCAAAAUAAUAAAAAAUUCCGUCGAAAUUACGAAAAAUUAUGUUCUCAGCAAAGUCCAGAUUCUGCUGUUUCUGAGACUUCUUUCAUUGAGAGUGAGCAAGAUAGUUAUGACGAAAGUAAUUUACUUCCGCAAGCAGAACAUAGAAGUCUCCAUCCAUCGAGAUCAUCAGAGGAACACACAAAAGUAACACUCAGAAGUCGCCAUCCAUCUGGAUCAUUAAAGGAACACGCAGGAUUAACACUCAGAAGUCGCCAUCCAUCGGGAUCAUUGGAGGAACACGCAGGAUUAACACUCAGAAGUCACCAUCCAUCGGGAUCAUUGGAGGAACACGCAGGAUUAACAAUCAGAAGUCGCCAUCCAUCUGGAUCAUUAGAGGAACACGCAGAAUUAACACACAGUCUCAAUCCAUCAAUAUCAUCAGAGGAACAAGCAAUCUCAUCUACUUUUGUGACUGUAGCCGAAGUUCACAGAUCAAAUUACGAGGAGAGCGAUUGAAAAUAAAACUCACGAGAUGCACCAAGGAAGCAAAAGGACAGUACUUAAUGAAAAAUUUCAAGUAUACGUGUCUUAGCAGUUUGCAAUUGCGCAAGGAUUCAAAGGAUUUAAAAAUUAAGGUUACACAAUUUCUUUAUCUCCAGACUUUUCUCCUCCUUGCCAUGGUUACCAUAAGUGUAGCUUUUAUCCCCACGCAUAAACUGAGUCCAACUGUUUACUGUGAACCAUACUGCCUAGGGGAAAACAAAAUUUUGCGAAACCAUGGUGACAAAGAGGGAAAAGUGGGUCGAGAGUGGAAAUUUCGUAAUUUGGAAACUUCUAUUUUAUUUCAGAUAAAUCAAGGUUUUAAAAUGCAUCUUUUAGCGAGUUUUGUUUCCAUACGGUAUUUAAAAUUUUAAUUUUAAUUGCAAUCUGUUUCGUUUUAUAUAUGUAUAUAUAUAUAUUGCCGCGAUAUGUAUCAAGGACUUAAAUGCAUAUACAUUUUAAUUUUUUCAUAAUCUGUGUAUAUAAUUUUGAGAAAAACUACAGAUUUAAAAAAAUUUAUUUAAGUAUUUCGUAUAGAUAUUUACUUUAGCGAUAUGCUCCAAUGCUUUAAGACAUUUAGCUGUGUACCUUUGUUUUAAUGAUCUGAAUCAUAAGUUCUUUUAGCUGUACGCUUUUUAUGUCGAAAAUUAAAUCAAAAUUGUAAUUUAUACGCAUUUUAAUAGUAAUUACAUGUCUUAAGUGUUGUUCAAAAGAUUCAAAAAAUCGCAAAAUUAAUAUGCUUCGCUAUUUUUGAAAAUUUUAUAACACGCACUUUAGAACCUUUUAGAAACCUAAAUGUAUGAUUAAAGAUUUAAUAACAUUCUAUUUCGUUCAAAUUUAUAUCUUCAUGAAGAAUUCCAAGGAUAUAAAUAUUGGUUAUUAAAAAACUUUUUAAUAGUUUAUUUCUCUAUAAUUUCAAAUUUAUGUAGUUUUGAUUUAUUAAAAAUAUUUACUAAAAACAAAGCUUUUCCCUCUUUUAUCCACGGAUUUCUUAAACUAUGCUACUAUAUGCUUAAAUAUAUACUUAACUAUUACUUAACUAUAUACUUAACUUAUAUAAAGACUACAAAAAAUUACUUUCUUGUGGAAAAUUCUUAUUAUUUUUAAACUGUUUCCAAUGUUUUGUGAAACUAUAGCAAGUGUAUUUGAAUCUUGUAAAAUUAUAAUCAAAUAUGUUCUAAGGUAUGUUUAUGUAAAUUUAUUUUUCUCACGAAUAUUUUUAUUCAUUUGUUACAAUGAAUUAAUGUUUGCUGUAUGCUAAUAUGAGUUCUUGUGGUUCUUAAUAAAAAUAUUUUAUACAAUAA
Parasteatoda tepidariorum (common house spider) is the source of this 2374-nucleotide messenger RNA. RefSeq lists its product as uncharacterized. NCBI's taxonomy places the organism in Eukaryota, Metazoa, Arthropoda, Arachnida, Araneae, Theridiidae. The record is from RefSeq and is a predicted model, not a curated record.